Molecule: messenger RNA, 2994 nt
Organism: Knipowitschia caucasica
Lineage: Eukaryota; Metazoa; Chordata; Actinopteri; Gobiiformes; Gobiidae
Source: the annotation of a GenBank genome assembly
AUGGCGCAGUCCGCCGCUCUCAAGCUGCCUGAGUUUUGGGAGACGUCCACCGCAACGUGGUUUGCUCAGGCGGAGGCUCAGUUCGCCCUUCGUGGAAUUACUGACGAUGACACGCGCUAUUACCAUGUUGUCUCGGCGCUCGGGAGCUCCACGGCGACCAGGACAGUGAGUUUCAUCACUUCUCCUCCAGCCCACGGGAAAUAUGCGGGUAUUAAGGCAUAUCUGCUGAAGAUUUUUGAACUGUCACGUUCCGAACGGGCCCGACGCCUCCUUUCUAUGCAGGGCCUGGGGGAUAGCAAGCCCUCAGAACACAUGGAGGUGAUGUUAAACCUGCUGGGCAGUGAAGAGCCAAAUUUCCUCUUUAUGGAACUGUUUCUGCGACACAUGCCGCCUCACGUGCAGACGGCUCUCGCGAAUACAGCCAUUACGGAGCCACGUGCUCUGGCGGAGGAGGCAGACCGGUUCUUCCUGGCCACCCAUCGUUUCGUCCCUGACGUGUUGGCCCCGACACGCAGCUACACCCCCCCUGGUGCGGCCGCUCUGCCUGUUAGGGGGCGCAAUGUGACUGACGGCCCGGCCAGCCCUGACGGUGGGUCGCGUCCGUGUGGUGACUACCGCCGUCUUAAUGAUGCGACCACGCCCGAUCGUUACCCGGUGCCCCACAUUCAAGACUUUUCCGUACAUUUGGCGGGGAAGUCCGUGUUCUCUAAAGUGGAUCUGGUGCGGGGUUACCACCAAGUCCCGGUGCACCCUGCGGACAUCCCGAAGAUGGCAGUGGUGACUCCUUUCGGGCUGUUCGAGUUCCUCAGGAUGCCUUUUGGCCUGAAGAACGCAGCCCAGUCGUUCCAGCGGCUAAUGGACUCGGCACUCAGGGACAUGUUUUCCAUCUUCGUCUACUUGGACGAUGUCCUCGUCGCCAGCUCCUCGGAGGAGGAGCACCUGACACAUCUCCGAGUUAUUUUUACACGGCUCGACCAGCACGGGCUGAUCAUUAACCCGGCUAAGUGUGUUUUUGGGGUGCCAUCCAUAAAGGUCCUCGGGCAUCUCAUCACCAGUGAAGGGGCUGCCCCCCUCCCUUCAAAGGUGGAAGCCGUUUCCACUUUUCCACGCCCACGCUCGGCCCGGGGGCUCCGUGAGUUCCUCGGUAUGGUAACCUUCUACCAUCGGUUCAUUCGACAAGCGGCUCACGUAAUGCGCCCGCUCUACGAGGCCCUUAAGGGUACGACCCCCAACCAGGACGUUGUCUGGACCGCGGAGGCAGACCAGGCCUUCGAGGACACAAAAGUUGCGUUGUGCCAGGCCGCUAUGUUGGUUCACCUGUCACCUGGGGCCCCGGUUGCCCUCACUACUGACGCGUCCAACUAUGCCGUGGGCGCUGUAUUCGAGCAGUGGGUCGAGGGUACCUGGCAACCGCUCGCCUUUUUCAGCCGCCAGCUUGUCCCCAGGGAGCGUAAAUACAGCACCUUUGACAGAGAGCUGCUCGUUGUUUGGUUGGCAAUCCGCCACUUCCGCUUCGUCCUGGAGGGCCGUGAGUUUACGGUUUUUGUUGACCACAAGCCCCUUACGUUCCCCAUGUCUAAGGUGGCCGAGCCGUGGUCCGCCCGCCAGCAGCGCCAGCUGGCGUUCAUCUCGGAGUAUACUAUGGACAUACGACACAUUGCCGGCCAAUCCAAAGUGGUUGCGGAUUGUCUUUCCAGGGCGGUCGUUGGUGCGUCCCUCAAGGACUCGGACACUGGACUGCAGCUGGGAAGGGUCGCGGUCGGCGCUUCUGGGGUUAGGUUGUGGUGUGACCUCUCUACCGGCCAGCCCAGGCCUCUGGUCCCCGCCAACUGGCAGCGGUCCGUUUUUGAGACUAUACACGGCCUGUCCCAUCCUGGCAGAAAGGCAUCUGUUAGGAUUGUAUCGCAAAAGUUCGUCUGGAGAGGACUCAAGAAGAAUGUGCGGGCCUGGGUUGAUUCUUGUGUGGCCUGUCAGCGUGCUAAGGUGCACCGCCAUACCAAGGCCCCAUUAGAACCUUUUGUUGUUCCGGAGAGGAGGUUUGACCACGUUAACAUCGACCUGGUGGGGCCGCUUCCUCCUUCACGUGGUUUCACUUACCUCCUCACGGUGGUAGACAGGACGACGCGCUGGCCUGAGGCUGUUCCCCUCGCCUCUAUCACGUCUGCCGAUGUGGCUCUGGCGUUCAUUGGCACGUGGGUUUCGCGUUUCGGUACGCCCUCUGAUCUAUCCUCUGACCGGGGUGCGCAAUUUUCCUCGGAGAUCUGGAAUGCUGUGGCGGGGGUUUGGGUGUCAAGUUGCACCGCACCACUGCAUACCACCCCCAGGCUAACGGACUCUAUGAAGGCUGCCCUUCGGGCCAGCCUGACGGACGGCAACUGGGUGGACAAACUGCCCUGGGUCAUGCUUGGCCUUAGGACCGCCCCCAAGGAGGAUCUGCAGUCCUUGUCUGCCGAGCUUGUUUACAGCCAGGCUUUGCGGGUGCCUGGGGAUUUUAUACCGGAUGCUACGAGACCUUGGUCUGCUACCGAACAGCGGUCCUCCCUGCGGGAGGUGGACACGGGGUUUGCGCCUGUUCCUACGUUGCAGCACUGCUCCCCUGAGUCCUGGAUGCCCGCUGGCCUCCGCUCUGCGUUGUUUGUCUUUGUCCGCCACGACGCCCACCGUGGACCGCUGCGUCCCCCUUACGACGGCCCGUUUAAGGUUUUGCAGCAUGGGGACAAGAGCCUGGUCGUGGACAUUGGGGGUAGACCUGAAACUAUUUCCGUCGAUAGGAUCAAGCCUGCUCAUGUGGACAUUUCCAGACCGUUGGUGUUGGCCCAGGCCCCAUGCCGCGGGCGCCCCCCAGUACUUUGUCCCCCUGGUCAGUCGGGAGUUCCUUCGGCCGGGACGGGGCCGGCUGCGUCCCCCGCUUCCCUCCCCUCAGCCCCUGCCACUUGUACUCGGAGUGGUCGGGCCAUCAUUCCAUUCCGGAGUGGGGAUUUUGACUAUGGUUGA